This is a messenger RNA of Nematocida homosporus, 666 nucleotides long. RefSeq lists its product as uncharacterized. The transcript has a single exon. Bases 1 to 666 code for a protein of 221 amino acids. Lineage: Eukaryota; Fungi; Microsporidia. The record is from RefSeq and is a predicted model, not a curated record.
AUGAGUGUAACCGAACUGUGCAAACGUAUUGCUGCCGCUGAAGAGUUUGUGGUAGAUAAGGAGUCUUUAUUGGGGUUAGAUAAGGUCGCAAUUGGGUCGGCUAGUGAUUAUAAGACUGUAGCAGAGUCUCUGGUUUACGCCUAUUGGGGUUUGCCCAAGCGAGAACAGCAGGAGGAAUGGAUUGAGAUAGUCUUAGAGCAAAUCGGCCAACGGGAAGACGGUUGGGUGUUUAUUAAGGCCUGGCUAGCUAGUAUUAGAGAGAAAUGGAGUAAGAUUGGUAUUAGAAGAGAGAAGAAGUUUGAGCUGCUGGUGAAACAAGUGGUGGCCUGGAGUUGCAAGCAGUAUACGAUUGACUUGGAAGAAUGGGUGGUUAGAGGCCCGGGUUCUAAAUACGACGUAGCAGCUAUGGGUACAGUGCUGGCUUCAAAAUCAGUGCUAAAUGAUAAAGAGGUUGUUUAUUUGGUGAACUACUUUAUAGCCCAGGGAGAUACGUACUUCCGUGAAUUCUUCCGGGCUAAAGUACUACCAGUACUGAAAAAGCAAGGCAUUGAUCAAACUGUAGCUGAGCUGGCCUAUGAAGCAGGGAACAAUCCAAAGGCAUCGUUGCGAAUGCGAGAGUUGUUGCAUAAGGUAUACUUGUGCGGCCGGGAAUCGGGUAAAGAUUAA